UACCCCUGGUCAAGUUCUCGCAAACCCUUGUGGUGGGAAGUGUGUGGUCAGUCGACGCUCAGCUCAAAGCGGUAUCAGUCGUGCCCAGGGUUGCGAACUCGAACUUGAAGGAAGCAACUGCUGACGAUUUUCUGUCAUCUUGGGUCUCUCGACAAAGCAACGCAUCCAGCCAUGAAGUCCCUGAUCAUUGCUUGUCUGCUGUCAGUGACGGUCCUAGGCGCCAAACUUGACGAUUUGGAGCGGCAACAUGACUUCCCCCUGGCCACAGGUAGGGAAGCCAAGGAGGCAUCGGCAAGACUUCUGGAGUUCUUCGACGCCGUGUACAACGAUGCACAGUUCCCGGCCGAUAUGCCUUCCUACAACGAAAUUCCUGCCACUGUCCAGUUCAACUGCGAUAACAGGAUCCCAGGAUAUUAUGCCGAUGUUGACCAUGGGUGCCAGGUGUACCACAUCUGCCGCGAGGACCCAGAGCAUAACAUAGCCACCUUCCUGUGCCCGAAUGCCACCAUCUUCCACCAGGAGAUCUUCGCCUGCGAUUGGUGGUUCAACGUCGAUUGCUCCGUCUCGCCUAAUUUCUACUACCUGAACGAAGAUCUUUACAAGGACCCAGAAGAAGAAGAAAUCUCGAACGCUAACUUUGCACGGGACCUCGAAAGCCAGGACCUCGGUCAACCUGAGCAUAGUAGAUUCGAGAGGAGUGCUUCGCGCCCAGACGAGUCCCGGGAACUGGACAUUUCUUUUGAGGAAGAAGCUAGUACGAACGAAGAUGCCCAUAUCAUCGAAUAUCUGCCUCCAAAACAAGGCUAUCUACCCCCAAGAGAUGGCUAUCUUCCGCCUAAGAAAGCGUACCUCCCUCCAGAUGACAAAUACCUACCUCCUAAGGAUGGCUAUCUACCUCCGAAGAAAGAAUAUUUGCCACCAAAUUGAAGCACCGACUUUACGACCAACGCCUCUUCGUCCUUACCGAUUCACUGGACCUGCUUUCGGAGUGAUUGUUCAGCUUCCCCUGUUGCUUCCGGUUCCUUCAUUGACCUCGGACAUUUUGCAGUAACUUCACCCAGUGAAAUAUGAGCAGUUUAGAUAUCCAUUUAAACGAGUAAGAGCCCGUGCUGACACAAGAAUGGCUUGCAACAGCAAAAUAUACCCAUUUCUACCCUCAACGGAACUUCAAAGGGAAAUCUGAAAACCCCACGAUUCAAAAGAUCAGAUUUUACCGCGUCUCCGCGACCAUUAUGCAGCAUCUAGUUAGGAAAAUAAUGUUUUAAAAAAUAUUAUUUGUAUUGCAACCGACAUCUCGUCAUCAACAACAGGGAAGGCAAAAGUAUAAAAACCUCUCCAUAGAUUUCAGAGAGUGAACGACGAGAAACAUCAGGUAAACAACAAAAUUUCAAACUGUGGACCCUGUGUCACCAUUCUCGUUUAGCCUACUAAGGAAGGAGGCUACGUGAGUGGAAAUGAGAUAGGAAUGAACGAAAUCAGGAAAGGGUACCUAGUAUUCAUGAAACAAUACGUCUUUGGAUGGGAAUCAAACUGUCCUCGUAUCAUGUGUAUGGAGUUAUUGUGUAUGCUUUUCAUUGUAAUAAAUAAAACUCUGUAAGAAA
This is a messenger RNA of Macrobrachium nipponense, 1601 nucleotides long. RefSeq lists its product as uncharacterized. The transcript is spliced from 7 exons. The coding region runs from base 172 to 927 and encodes 251 amino acids. NCBI's taxonomy places the organism in Eukaryota, Metazoa, Arthropoda, Malacostraca, Decapoda, Palaemonidae. Gene Ontology annotation, cellular component: extracellular region. The record is from RefSeq and is a predicted model, not a curated record. Gene Ontology annotation, molecular function: chitin binding.